GAUCUUAUAGUUUACAUUCGCAACGAUAAUAUAGGCCUACCGUAAUCGAGAUUUCGACGUUUUUAUUUCAAUCUACUUACAAUACACGAGGCUAUACUUUUCGUAACUGAAGCCCAAGACUUUCUAUCAAAGAAGCAUUUUUGUUGUGACGAUUUCACUUCACUACUCUCAUCACCUAGAUGGUAUAAAGAAAGUGCUGUAAAUUGGAGGAAGAGAAUAGCUGUUGAAUGUGCUGUGCUGCCCCAUGAUGGGGUCUAAACGAAAUGGAAGUGCCACGACAGUUGUCGCCUUUGAAGGAGAGUUGAAUGGUAUUGUAAAGGAGUACCUGGAUUUCUGUGGUUUGGAACAAUCACAUAAAAUCUUUGAAGCAGAGACCAAAGCUAAAGGUCGUCCAAUCGAACAGCAAUUGAAGAAGCCAUGGAACAGACGAAAGGCCGAUCUGCAGUCGGACUUACUCGCUCUUUUCAAGACUGGAGCUAGGUAUGAAUUCUUUGCUAUAUGGGAUGAUAACAUUCCUGAGCAGGUCAGAAGCAAUGAUCCAGUCUGUAAGAAACUUGAGUUCUACCUCAACAUCUACUUUGCAAUAUUUCCGAUCAAAUACCAAAUGAUGACUGGCAAGAAGGGUCGCAUUAAGCUAGAUGAGGCGAUGGAAGAAUUCAAGAAGUAUUUGGAGACGGGAGGAGCUUCUUUGAGUCAGACGACAGAGUUCCUUCCGUUCUAUGCGCUGCCAUUCGUACCUGAUCCUACCAAACAUCCUUCCUAUAAAGAACUCUUUCAAGACAGUUGGGUACCUGAUCUGCAGGUACGGCUGGAGAAGUUCAUGGCUAUCACCCUCCCGGCUCACCCUCAACCAAGGUUGUUUGAACUCUAUCAAGAUAUGAACAGCAAGAAUUCGGAGCAGCUGCAGAAACUACAGAACGCCAUUGUAGAUGCAGAGAAACGCAAUAUGACAUACGUGAAGAGAUACAACAAAAUACAGGCGGAUUACCACAAUUUGAUAGGCAUUACAGCAGAAUUGGUAGACUCAUUGGAAAGCUGUAUCAAAGGAAAAAUGGUAACUCCUGAAUAUGUUCAGAUGGUAUGUCAAAGACUGUUCUCAAACCAGUUGAGUGAAUCGGUCGAUGUCACUAGGCCUCCAACGGCUGCAUCAGUAUUGAAAGUCUCAAUGCAACCUCAACAAAGUACCAUUCCAGAAGAAAUAAGGGAUGCGUUACCUAUUCUGCCCUCGCUUGACUACAAGGUUGUAAGGAGAGAUAUGGUAUCGGCUGAUGACAGGAGAAAGGCAUUACUGCUCCAAGCACUCAGAUGGCGUUUGACCCGUAGUGAGCCUGGCGAGCAGAGAGGAGAAGUGAUCUCGGCUUAUAUCAAGAAUGAUAUCUUAGGGUGUGCACAUCAGAGUUCUCACAGGGAGAAGGUAAUAGAUAUUUUAACUGCUGCCUCGAAUGAAGUAGUGCAGCAGUACAUGGCAAGACUGUUCAAUGCAUUCGCUUCACUUUCAGUUGGACGGACCUACCUUGGUAGAUAUUCUGAUAUCGUUAGUACUCUUCAGGUAGCUCUACAAUCAGAAGAUAAAGAUUCUAUAACAAGAGAAAAUGCCCUUGGCACUCUCCAGAAACUCAGUCUAAAGAGACAUCUUCAGACUUCCAUGAUAGAGGGCGGUAUAAUCAAAUGGUUGGUCAAAGUGCUGGAAGAUUCGGACUCUCUUUCAGACUACACCCUCGAGUACUCCAUAGCCUUACUUAUGAACCUGUGUCUAAGAACAUCAGGGAAGAGAAAAUGUGUUGAAGACAAGGCACAGAUACUCAAUGUUAUUAGCGAUCUACUUGGUCAUGAAGAUAAUGAGAUACGACCGUAUGUGAACGGCACUUUAUACAGCAUCCUUUCAGUACCAGAUAUCAGAGAAGAGGCAAAGUCUAUGGGUAUGGAGGAAAUCUUGAAAUGUUUCAUCAAAGAAGAUACACCAGAAAUGAAUAGACAAAUUCAUUUCAUUAUCAAACAACUCAAUUCAGAUGUAAUAGGAGAUGAGGUGGAUUCAGAUGAUGAAGAUGAAGAAGAUGAGGAAGAUCAAGACCAAGAUGCCAUGGAAGCAGACCUUGAUAAAGCUGAAGUCAUCAAAGCGCAGCAGGGAGAACUCGUUGGAGAAAAACUGCUCAUGGCAUUCUAUAUGUGGGAUGGUAGAACAGCUUCAAGGAGUGGGAGCCAGCUUUCACAAAGACCUGCAAGUAAACAAAGUGUUGCAGAGCCCAAGCAUCCUGCUGCUACAAACGGCCAGAUAUCUCGACCUCAGACAAGUAGUGGAAGUAGAGCCGGAUCAGCCCAAGCUCAACGUGCGGCUUCAGCCAAUGGACCACAAGCUGCAGCAGGCGAACCAUCAGAAGAGAAUGAAUCAGAACCAGCCCACCCCCAUCCAAAUAAACAAGUCACACCGGUUAAAAAUAGAUUUACUGGAAGGGGUGAAGAGUACGACAGUGCCUUCGGAAGUAAACCCAAGAUUCCCAGAACACCAGAGCCUGGAAAGAGACCAGCCAGUAGGGGGAUGACUCCGCCCCCUCCGAUUAAAUCGUCUGAUUCCCCGCCUCCGAGUAGACCCUCAACAGCAACAAACAGACAAAAGAAACGUAGUGCCCAUACACUUCCACCUGUGGAAAAUGUUGAGCAAGCAGAGAGAGCUCUUCCAACGUUGAGUCAUCCUCCCUCCAGAGCAGAUUCCAGGGCAUCCCCAGAGAGUUCAAUCAGCAUAUACAUCAGUGAUCAUGGAACCACGCCCACCGGCUCGAACCAGUCAGGAUCCAGAUUAGCUUCCAUCAAAAGUGUAAGAUCAGUUGUUAGCCCAGGAGAAUUUGAAGGAGAUCUGCCAGUUUCCGCAAAAGACGAGAGAUUGGAUCAAGUCUCCCCCGUUCAUGUGAAGCCUAAGAGUGCUGCAUCCAGGAGGCAAGGCAGUGCGGGAUCAUCGGGGAGGAAUAAAUGAGAUGAGAUGAUUUGGUUUUGAGGAGUGGACACCAACGUGGCUCACUGCUAGAUCAUUUGAGAUACGUCUAUCUAGGAGAAAGAAGGAAGGAUGCUGAUCGGAUCAGCUUACACCUGGCUUAUUGAUUCUUUUGGAUUAAUCAGCUGUGCAGAAUGUGCGAAGUGAGACAUGCACAAAUAUGUGCAGAAACAUAACUGAUGAAUUUACUUCAACAGGUCAUGAAUGAUUUAUGUAGAAAAAGAUGAAAUCCAACUUUAAUUCAUGUAUUAUGAAGUAUUUGAAAACUUUGAAAGUUAAAUGUAUAAUAGAUUUUAUGUCUGCCAAUGGUGGAGGUUUGAGCUGUGACUAUUUGCAGUCAAGAACCAAUGAGGUCUUUGUGGAGAAAAUCACUUUUUUUUCCAAAACGGUGUAUAAAAAUGUUAAAGUGACCAUCUGAUUGUGAUUUUUGCAAUGGUCAGUCACUCAGCCCUCCCCCCCCCCCCUGUCAAAACUGUUCCACUGCCCCUGACAAUUAAGUGCAAAAUUUGUAAAUUAUUUUUCUCACAUUAGCAAUCAUGGAUUGGGUUGCUUUAAAAUCUUAAAUUGAUCUGUCAGCUGUGAUUUUCGAUUGAAGUUUACAAUGAAUCACAAUUUUUUUUUCUUGCAAACCUAAUUUCUUGAAUAAUGUAUGUUUCGCAUCCUUUCGCAAGGUGUUUAUCUUCAUUUGCCUUUCUCCACCCGGUUAAGUAAGUGGGUACCUGGUAGGAAGAAAUUCCUUGAAUGCUCAAUCCUCCAAUCAGGUUAGCUUUGCUAAAGCAAGUAUGCAACGCUCAGAAACAUUGUAUUAAGCCUUAUGAUUAUUAUUUUUAUAAAGAAAACCAAUUAUGUCUUGCUGUAAGAUGGGGUUGACUAGGGAAUUUCAUUUGACUGUCAAUGUUCAUUUGCAGAGUGUAUUCUUAAGCAUGUUAGUUCUUGCAAUUUUUUUUUAUUUAAAUGGCAUAAUGUACAUGUAGUAGUAGUAGUAGUAUGGUAUUUAUUCAAUAAGAAAACUGGCAAAACAGUCCAAAGACUGAAAAAUCCAGUGCACAGUAUAAACAAAGGCAAAGUACAAUAUUACAAAGAUGAAAUAAAAGCAAAAAAUUACAACCAACCGAUAAUCAUAUUACACAAUCAUAAAAGAUAUACCAAAAGAAGAAAAAAAAGAAACUUUAAAAAGUAACAUAUUGAUCAAUGAAGCAUGUACAAACGUCAAGAAGUGUGAAAGUGUAAUUCGAACAGAACGCAACUAGGGCAUAAAAUGAUAUAUUACAUGUAUAACCAUGUAAUACGCGG
Molecule: messenger RNA, 4279 nt
Organism: Lytechinus variegatus (green sea urchin)
Lineage: Eukaryota; Metazoa; Echinodermata; Echinoidea; Temnopleuroida; Toxopneustidae
Product: lisH domain-containing protein ARMC9-like
Exons: 29
Coding region: 245-2968 (907 amino acids)
Biological process (GO): cilium assembly
Cellular component (GO): ciliary tip; centriole; ciliary basal body
Molecular function (GO): protein binding
Source: RefSeq, a predicted model, not a curated record